Molecule: messenger RNA, 2045 nt
Organism: Belonocnema kinseyi
Lineage: Eukaryota; Metazoa; Arthropoda; Insecta; Hymenoptera; Cynipidae
Gene: gcl
Product: protein germ cell-less
Exons: 9
Coding region: 236-1816 (526 amino acids)
Biological process (GO): germ cell development
Molecular function (GO): protein binding
Source: RefSeq, a predicted model, not a curated record
AUACACGGUCGAGACAGGGGGCUGGGCACGGGUCACGGAUCGCAGCUGAUUGUAGUUUGACAAUUGACUGUGUUUUGAUUCAUCAAACAAUGACAACGAUCGCAAACAAGGCCGUCCGCGUUGUAAUCAUGUAAUUCUAAAAAUAAUGAAUUAUUUGAAUGGAAAAUGUCAUGAAUACAACACGGUAUAAUAGGGGAAAAAGAGUUAAAAUUUUUAAUUAAUUGGUGCAUAAAUAAUGGGGGGUUAUGCGAGCAGACUUGCAUCCGUCUCUAAUAUCGCAGUCAAUUCGGUAUAUCGUGGACGAAAACGUAAAUGCAUUGAAGAGGACUACUUAGAUGAAGAGUCUGAAUUCAUCGACAGAACUCUGCAAACACCGAAAAAGAGGAAAUUGCUUACGACAGCACAAUAUAUAUACAAAACCUUAUUUCAAGAAGAGAAAGGAAGUGAUGUUAUUGUUUUUAUGUUAGGAAGAGCAUGGCGACUCCAUAAAGUUUACAUCAGUCAAAGUCCGUAUUUUGCCAGUAUGUUUUCUGGAUCCUGGCGAGAAGCGAAUGAAAAAGUUAUAAGAAUUGAAAUUGCAGACCCAAACAUCACUGCAGAUUCCCUGCAGACGGUACUUGGUUCAUUUUACCAGGACGAAAUCAGCCUCGAACCGAGAGAUGUUAUUUCAAUUCUGGCUACUGCGACUCUUUUUCAGCUUCAAGGACUCAUAGAUCAGUGCACGGAAAUUAUGGUCGAGACGACAAAUGUAAAAACUGUAGUUCCUUAUUACAAUGCUGCUGUUUCAUAUGGUGUUCCUGCUGUAAAAACUGCAGCCAAGAGGUGGCUAGAAGUAAAUUUGUUAGGAUACGGAUGGCUGCAUCCAACCUUUUUAAACGAAAUCACAGCCGAAUUAAUGACCGAUUUAAUUUCCAGUCCCGGUUUAGUAGCUAUGCAAACAGAGUUCUGUGUAUAUAUGAUGCUUCGAGUUUGGUUAUUUGUACAAAUUCAUAAUAAAGAAGAAACACUGCAAAUUGACGAGUACUUCAAAAGUCACGUUUGGAAAGAACCUUUUUUGGCGACAGAGGAAGGGAAAAAAUAUGCAGCGCCUUUCAAGGCACUGAGAAAUAAAUACUUAAUAUUACAUGAUCAAGAUGUUAAGAUUCUCUAUAGUGACAAUCUCAUACCACCGGAUUGGCUUCACAGUUCCUACAAAGAACAGUGGCUACAUUUAUUACGUAUCGAUGCUAAUAAAGAUAGAGGACCAAAGCAGAUGAGCGAUGAGCAAUUUUCUAGGGAGUGUUUCCGGUGUGGCAGAUGCGUGGAGAGACCCGGUGAACACGUUUGGAGAUGGACUGCUUUUCACUUUGGCUUAGAUCUUGUCGUUUACUUGGAUACUACUACGCUUAGAAUCAAAAGGAAUCAUAGACUGGACACAGAUCACAUAAAAGCCAAUCACACCCUACAUAAUAUACUAUUGCAGGUGUCAGUCGGCACCUUGGUAAAUCAAGCGCUAUCACAGGACCGUACGCAGACGGCUACGACGUCUCUAAGGAGGCGAGCGAGGGGCAAGGUUGGACGGAGGAGUCAGGGGCGGUCUGGCGCCCCGCCGUCUGCUUCCGGCUUGCUGCAAGAGGCUCAUAGUAUGUUGUGUGUACGGGCUGAGGAGAUGCAUGAUAUCAUCGUCCAGCACUUCUCUUCGGAGAUGAAUGCAGGCUCACGCACGUGUACACAUGUACACCCACACUCUCCAGUAUGUCUGGGGCAAGUUGACAAGUCAGGAAGCCUCCAGUCAUUUUUUCUGCUUAUGUGGGCGGUAUAUGCACGUGACACAUAGAGAAGUGUCCUAUCGAUGUUGUUUUGUUUUGCGAGACCCGACAGUUCCUAAGAUCGAGGCCGUAUGGGUUGCUGACCUACAGAAUGGGGAUUUCGGUGAUUCCGAGUCCGAGGCGCCAGGAACUACUGAUUCUUAAACAUGCAUUAACGUUUGAUGUGAUAUAUUGUGUUUUUAAUAACUAUGUGUAUGUGUGACUGGCGUGUCCUAAAAUAAAAUCUGUGGAUUUUUA